AGAGAGAGAGGGAGAGGGAGAGAGAGCAGCAGAUGCUCUUCUGCACAGCCUGCAACACACUUCCAUAAAGGACAGACUGCACGUGGGACAGUGUGUGUCUGAGGGACGGCCGCAAACAUCUCGCAUGUCCUCUGGAUUUGGACACUGAGCAAUAAUCCUCUCGAGGGAUAAAAAAAAAGGACACCGGACGCUUCUGCAAACCACCGUAGACGUCAAUGGGAGAAUCUCCAGAGCGGCACGUUUUGUGCUUCUGAGUUUGCAGGGGGAGAAGAUCGAGUCUCCAUCGGUGGAGGUCGGAGGGUCGCCGUCCCCGCCCCCCCCUGGGACCAGAGAGACGGUGAUUCUCUAUGGUGAAGAUGAGUCUGGAUCCCGUACAGGUGAAGGAGCUCAAUGUUUCCCCUUCGCCCAACGGGGACAGCAGAGCAUCAUGGGAGGAGGAGGAGGUGGAGGAGGAGGAGGAGGACCGCUUGGGCAUCGCCACCAAGACUAAACCAGUGACAGGGAGACGAGCCCGGAAGGUGGAGGGAGGCGUGUUUUUUCCAAAGCCAGAGAACGCCGUGACCGUGGCGGUCUCUUCUCGCGUCUUGUUUCGCACCGAGCUGGAGCAGAGGGUGUUUGAGCAGAAAGGCGUGGAGGAGUAUCUGAGGUACCAGAUCGAACACGAGAACGAACCCUUCGCCCCUGGACCCGCCUUCCCCUUUGUCAAGGCCCUGGAGACGGUGAACGCUCGCCUGCGGGAGCUGUACCCUCAAAGCGAGGAGCUGUUCGACAUCGUUCUGGUGACGUACAACCACGCCCACGUGGGGAUCCGCCUCAUCAACACCAUCAACCAUCACAACCUGUUCAUCGAGCGGUUCUGCAUGACGGGGGGAAGCAGUCCCAUUGGCUACCUGAAGGCCUGGCAAACCAACCUCUACCUGUCCGCUGACGCCGACAAGGUCCGGGAGGCGCUGGCUGAAGGCAUCGCAGCAGCCACCAUGUUUAUGACGGAGAAGCUGACGGAGGUGUCGGAGUCCCAGCUCAGGGUGGCCUUCGACGGAGACGCCGUCCUCUUCUCCGACGAGUCGGAGCGCAUCUUCAAGGCUCACGGGCUGGACAAGUUCUUCCAACACGAGCAGGACAACGAGGACACGCUACUAGAUCACGGCCCCCUGAAGGGCUUCCUGGAAGCUCUGGGGAAGCUCCAGAAGAAGUUUUACGCCAAAGGCCAGCGCCUGGACUGUCCCAUCCGAACGUACCUGGUCACGGCUCGCAGCGCGGCCAGCUCCGGGAUCCGGGCGCUGAAGACGCUCAGGGCCUGGGGCCUGGAGAUCGACGAGGCCCUGUUCCUGGCGGGGGCGCCCAAGGGCCCCAUGCUGGAGAAGAUCCGGCCCCACAUCUACUUCGACGAUCAGAUGUUUCACGUGGAGGGCGCGGCCGAGAUGGGCACCGUCGCCGCCCACGUGCCCUACGGCGUGGCGCAGAAACACAACCAGCCGCAGAAACCCGGCGCCAGGAAGUAGAGGGCGGGACCUCAGGCACUCAGAUGCCCCUCCUCCCCCCCUCCCUCCUCAGGGGAGCGAGGAACAUCACAACGGCCAAAUGGAGCUGAGAGGCGUCAGAGGGCAUGCGAGGAAGAACUCGCACUGAGUUGAAUGUGGCGACGUUUGUUCACGGGGGGAAGCGGGUCGGCUCCACCUUCACGCUGGCAGGUGUCAGAUGAAGGAUGGCCACGGUCUUACAUUUCAAACCCAAAGCUUAAGUGUUUUGUCAAAUCUUGGUGGAUUUUCGAAGGUGCUCGGUGAUCUUCUCCAGCGUGUCACCAACAAAUGAGCCGAAAGCACAAUGCGGAUCUUUUAGAAGGUUGAAGGUUAAAAGUUAAACGGACAAAGAGAUGAAAAUCUCUCAAUAUGUGAUGCGUUUUUUCUCUAAGAAAACAAAACACCUGCGCUUUAAAUGCAUCAUCAGGAAAGUCACGAGGUGAAGUGUCAGUGAUUCCGCACAACGUGUUGUGUGUUACUGGAGAUAGAAAAGCCGUACGUUUCAGUCGGGGCCUUCGUUUCAGUGAAGACGCCGUUCUCAGCCCGUCGGGUGGAUCGAUAAAAGUUCAGCACAGACGUUUAUAGACUUUUGUCACACUUGUAAAAAAAAUGGGAGUCCUGCAACACAGUUGAGGGAAGAAGAGCGCUGAAAUCUAGAGAUACUCAAAGCAGUAGCAUGCAAAAGCGAGAUGUCUACAAUGAAGUACAUAAUAAAGUGUUAUUUUUUAUUUACAACAUCGCGGCUCGGGCUACAUUUUGCACCACGCGAGACUAAGCAAAGUUGUAUCGGUGCUUCAGCCUUCCGGUGUGUAUAACAAGCAGACGCUCUUAUUGCCGCAGGGUGAUAUUUCUGGCAUCAGCAGCGAGGGCCUCAACCGGCAGCCGUCUUCACGCCGCCGCCCUCUGCUGUCGCGCCUCUGCUCAGCCGCCAUCGAAACGCUUCCACCGAUAAAACUGCAUCCGACCUUCAGUUUUGACCUUUUGAUAUUCGUCUUUCGCUGACGAAACGGCCUCUUGGUAAAUGAACCCACGUCACGUCACUGUGACCAGCGAUCAGCCAAUUUAACUUCACGUUGAAGAGAUGUGGAGUCUUUGGGCAGAAUGAGGUCCGUUUGGACUUUAUAUUCAGAAAUAAAUUAAUGAAGAUCCCACAAAAGAAAGAUAAAUAACAAGUCCAUCAACACUAAUGUAGUGUCUUGCUUUACACGGAUUGUGCACUUCUUCACUCUACCAUUGAGUGGCAGCACUUGAAUGAUAAAUGACCUUCUGCAGCUGCAUUCACAUGUUUUUAUUUAGGUAUUAGUGUUGGGAAAUCCUCCCAUGUUAUAAACGUUGUCUAGAAACAAAUAAAUUAAAUAUUUUCCUCUUCA
Molecule: messenger RNA, 2890 nt
Organism: Gasterosteus aculeatus aculeatus (three-spined stickleback)
Lineage: Eukaryota; Metazoa; Chordata; Actinopteri; Perciformes; Gasterosteidae
Gene: nt5c1aa
Product: 5'-nucleotidase, cytosolic IAa
Biological process (GO): adenosine metabolic process; nucleotide metabolic process
Cellular component (GO): cytoplasm; cytosol
Molecular function (GO): nucleotide binding; 5'-nucleotidase activity; magnesium ion binding
Source: RefSeq, a predicted model, not a curated record